AUGUGCCGUGCCCCGUCCAGGCCGUUCCGUGCCACGUUGCUGCUGUUCCAUGUAAGCUGCAUAUCGAUCGGAAUAGCUGGGGCUGGGGCUGUGGCUGGGGCUGGGGCUGGGGCUGGGGCUGGGGCCGGGGUCGGUGAUUCAACAACGCGAAGCGGCAACGAGUGGCGACCACCGGAACCGGAGUGGUGGUCCCCGUUGGCCAGCUUGGCUGACAGCUCGUUGACAUCGCUGACAGGUCCGCUUGAUCCGCGUCCGGCUCAAAACCAACGGCCAGCCAUGCAGGAGCAACCGGGAGACGGAGGGGCGGGCGACACCGUACCAGGCACACACACACAUCCAAGCACGAGGAUGGGUUCAAGCGUGCCAAGUGUCCACCGACGGUCCCCGUCCGGAGGGUUGAAGUCGUUCGAAGCGGCGGAAAAACAUUUCCUGUUCCGGCGUGAUUUGAGUAAAACGCAGGAUGCGCCUCCCCGGUUCGCCCCGCCGUCGGACGCCGUGGGUUGGACGUGGGCGGACAAUCGGACCGGGAGCGGACCCAUCUGCCGCGGGGAAACGGGAUCGAUGGACGGAAGUUGCAACACGAGCCGGGGGCGACCCGGCCCGGUGCUAAUGACCAAGGCAAGCAAUUCCACCGGAACGGAAGAUUUCCCUGGAUCCAACCGCACAACGUCCCCGAACAACGCGUCGGCGUUCCUGGCGCUGGAGGAGCUGGAAUUAGCGACACUCCAGUCGCCGCUGGAGGAGGAGAACCACACCGCCCACUACUACACGGUUGUCAAUCUGGACAACCACAAUGACGUGCUGUGCGACGACGAGUACCAGAUGGAGUACAACGAGAACUGCUUCAUCGACCACAACGUUACAUGUGUUGGUGAUCCGGACUUUUGCAAUCUGACGUACGACGAGUACCGACAGCUGCUGAUGGAUUACAUCUAUCCUUCGACGGGCGAAUGGAUCCUCAUUGCCUCGCACACGGUGGUGUUCAUCAUGGGACUGGUCGGUAAUGCGCUGGUCUGCAUAGCGGUCUACACUAACCAUACGAUGCGCACCGUGACGAACAUCUUCAUCGUCAACCUGGCCGUCGCCGACUUCUUCGUCAUUCUCUUCUGCCUCCCGCCCACCGUCGUCUGGGAUGUGACCGAAACGUGGUUCAUGGGAAAGGCCAUGUGCAAGGUGGUAAUCUACUUCCAGACUGUCUCGGUGACAGUUUCAGUUUUAACUCUGACGUUCAUAUCCAUUGAUCGAUGGUAUGCCAUAUGCUUUCCUCUACGCUACAAACCGAGACCCGAACGUGCCUGGCGCUCAAUUGCCCUCAUUUGGCUCAUUGGCUUCCUGGCGGACUUGCCCGAAUUUCUAGUGCUGACGACACGCAGAAAAAAACUACGUUUCGACAUCAAACUUUUCACACAAUGCGUGGCAACGUGGGACAAGGAAAAGGAAAAGACGUUCUACAUUGUCAAGUUCGUUCUGCUCUACACGCUCCCACUGCUCUUUAUGACCGUGGCAUAUUUCCAGAUAGUUCGCGUACUUUGGCGCUCCGAUACCAUUCCGGGCCAUCGAGAAUCUCGCAAUCAACCAUGCGGAAUACACAGCACAAGAACAACUCUAAAUUGUGUUGGUAAUACGAGCACCAUGGGGCAACUGCGAGCUCGCCGAAAAGCAGCAAAAAUGCUGGUAGCCGUCGUGAUCAUGUUCGCUGGAUGCUACUUUCCGGUUCACAUGCUGAACGUUGCAAGGUAUACCGUCGACAUUGGACAAAGUGACAUUGUGGCAGUUUUAUCGUUAUUCUCGCACUGGUUAUGUUACGCGAACAGUGCCGUCAAUCCUGUGAUCUACAAUUUUAUGAGUGGUAAAUUUCGUCGAGAGUUUAAAAAUGCGUUGGAAAAAUGUCGCUGUUUGCGAAAUUCUCACGCGUACGGUGGCAGAGUAGGAGGCUACGAUGAUCGAUCCCUGUGCCAUACGGCUACGCGACUGAACGUGAGCCCAAGUACCAGAAGCAAUUACCAUUUGGCUAGUGUAAGAGAUGCGAAGUUUAAGCAACAUACGCAGCAAACGUCUUUCAACGGUAGUAGACAUCGCCAUGGCCGAAACAGUAUCAAUCAUCCCGGCAGUUUGCAGCCGCAAAUCUCGCCCAUUUCCAUGGAGGAACGACUUGCGCUCAACAAAACCCUGGAUGGAGAAACUCUUCAGCUGACGAAUAGGAAAAAUUGUGCACCCCUCAUAGUCACCAAUGGUGGCGGACAUGGCAACAACAACCACAGUAACAGUUGCAUAAAAACAAAUGGAAAUGGCCACGGUCCCGAGACCAAUGGAAACCAGCAGCGCCAAUCGGUGAUGCAGGACCGCAGCAGUCUACAUCUCAAGCAACAUGACGGAUACCUUGUGCCAGAAGCAGCAUUGGGAGAAGGUGUUGGUGAAGUAGGAGUAGUAGGUGAAAAUGGUGUAGACGGAGCCUGCUUGGACCAAUCAGUCCCUGCGCUGACUACGAUGCUAAUGAUUGUAAAUAAAUCGAGCAAUUGUAAAAUUAAUGGCACUUGACAGGCAAAGCUGCACGUCUCCUGGCGAAAGCCACGACCGGACCAGAAACCCUGGACACAGCUGCAAUGAGAAGUGAGAACUGUCAGCUAUUGCAAUUGAACAUAUUGUAAUAUUAAAAGAAAGACAAAGGUAUCACGUCGCAUUACACUACAUCAGGUUUAUUAUUCAAGGUGUUAGAUAGCGUCCGAAAGAUGUUAGGUAUAGUUAUAUCACUAAAAGCGGCAUCUCUGGAGAUUGAAAAAAGUGUAAAUAAUAAUAAUUCUAGACGCGCAACUGAAAAACGAAUCACGAUUGUAAACACUGAACCAACUGUAAGGAAAAAAAAGAAAAAAGAUCAUAGGAAAAGCAAAAAGAUACGCCAUGCGGUAGCGCCGGUUAGACAAUCGGCCCAUGAGCGUUGGGGCUCACCACCUCGACGGCGUGGGAUUGAUUCUCAACCGAGACCAGACCCUCCCCCGUACGAGAGGAUUGACUAUCCACGUACAAAAGGGAAAAAAGUCUAGCAAACCCUGUUUAGCGAGCGAGCUAAGCCCUGUUUAGCGAGCAAAACGAGCAGUCAUGACCAAGAUGGUCGGUACGCCAAAAAGAAGGAAAAGCAAAACAGAGAUUAAGCAAAAGAAGAAAGAUCAAAGAUACAUUUAAAACAAUCUCACUACAUCACACCACUGCUGUUUAACUUCUUGUUCGAGUAUCAUCUAUUGAGUUAGCAAGCAAUACUUAGUUGCUAGUUUUUCAAUGACCAUUUAUCUUGAAAAGCUUACAUUCUUGGUAUUCUGCUUUAAAUAAUAUCGCAAUUGAUGAAAUAAUAUCGCAGAUGAAGCUACAACAACAGAGUUAAACUUAAAAGAGCAGGUAUUAUACAAAUCACAAUCGAUGCGGCAAUGUAUUUACUUCCAAAUUCGAUUGUAAAGGUAUUAACUUUUCGGAAAACUGGAUAAUGAAACAGGAUAAUGCAUAAGUCGAAUCCGAAACGGGAUGCAGUAUGGUUGAGCAGUUUCUCCUUCAUGGGCGAAAGGAUGAACUGAACAGUCAUGAAAACUGUUUCAAACGGCGAGGAACAAUUGCUACGAAUAGCUUUUUACCCUACAAAUCAAAGUUCCACGUAAACCAGAAGAGCUAUUUAUAUAAAUAGUAUAUAUUGAAUUUAAUUGAAAUUAAUUAUUUUCGAUUAUCAUUGGCGGAAUGCUUUGACAAACGGAGAUAUGGAUAAAAAUCAUGUAAGUGAUACAACUACAAUGUAAUGAAGUCAAUAAAA
Messenger RNA from Anopheles coustani, 3793 nucleotides. Its product is annotated as neuropeptide SIFamide receptor-like. The transcript has 9 exons. The record is from RefSeq and is a predicted model, not a curated record. Lineage: Eukaryota; Metazoa; Arthropoda; Insecta; Diptera; Culicidae. Gene Ontology annotation, molecular function: orexin receptor activity. Gene Ontology annotation, cellular component: membrane. Gene Ontology annotation, biological process: G protein-coupled receptor signaling pathway; feeding behavior. Bases 1 to 2538 code for a protein of 845 amino acids.